Fusarium oxysporum Fo47 is the source of this 1005-nucleotide messenger RNA. RefSeq lists its product as uncharacterized. Lineage: Eukaryota; Fungi; Ascomycota; Sordariomycetes; Hypocreales; Nectriaceae. The record is from RefSeq and is a predicted model, not a curated record. Bases 279 to 647 code for a protein of 122 amino acids. The transcript has a single exon.
CAACUGCAAUUACGAAAUAUCAUACAGUCUCGCAACGCAUGAUGAGACAUCUUCGCAACAGUUUCUCCAAACAAGGCUCCCACUGGUGCAAGCGGCAGAGCAGAUAGCAGACGAAUUAGCUGAGGCCUCGACUCCACUGUGAGUUAACUACCCCAGUCACAACUACCGUAUAGUGGUGGAAAGAGACGCCGUUGGGAACUUUAACAGCGUAAGACUUCGUUCAAGGCUUACUUGUUGCGAUACGGCGUACAGCAGACCAUCGACACACAUUCCGAUCGAUGAAUUCUGGGGACCAGAUGAUGAAGGAAAUCCGGAGCCCUGGGUGUAUGAUGAAAAUCCUGAGGCGCAUGAUGAAAGAAUCCGGAACCUCUGGGCAGUUCCGUACCCCCAGACGCAUGGCCUUAACAGGUUACCGGCUACUUACCCCGUUCCUCCUGGCGGAGAUGCCCAUCCAGCUGACAAUCCGCCUGAAGGAGAUGCCGACCCAGUUGAUGAUGCGCCUGAAGGAGAUGAGCCUGAAGGAGGUGCGCCUGAAGGAGAUGCCCACCCAGUUGAUAAUGCGCCUGACAGAGAUACCCAUCAAGCCGAUGAUGCGCCUGCACCACACCAGAGCCCCGACGAGCCAGAAGAGGGGCUCAAUAUUAUGAGAGGCCUAUGAGCAGCACAAAGAACACACAAGUGAUGCAAGAGGAACCUUGGGAUGUCAUGAAGAAGCUAUAUUGGGUAGCGCCUCGAAGGACUUAGAAACCACAACUGAGGGCUGUAUUCACUCUGUAACAGCGUUUGAUGGCAAACUACUCUUAAUGGCCAUAUUCGAAGCCUCAGUCGGAGGAAUGCAAGGUGCUGUUUGCAUGGAGGUGAUUCAUCCACAUUGAGGAAAGCUUGUCAGCCAGUCGAACUCCAAAUCAGCGCAAGUUGAAGAGGUCGAAGAGACGGCUCAGAGCAGGAGGUUAAGGUUAGAGUCUAGUUGGACACUUUGGUGCAAAUAUGAAAUAAAAUAAAGCG